AACAAACAUAACAAUGAAACAAACAUUAGACAACUCCCAUCACUCACAGGUUUAUUAAAUGAACAUGACUACGGUACUCGAUCGUAUUUUUACGCCCAAACUGUCAGAAAUAUUCAACAUACAGAAUGAGAAGCAAGCAUAUAUAUGUCAUGCUUUCGACGUAAUUAAGGAGAAAAAAGAGGAUCAUCGAUCCCUCCGGCCUUCACUUCCCACAAUACUGCGCCUGCAAAGUGAAAGAGAAAACUAGAAAAGGGAUAUGGAACCCUUGUUCUUCUUAGUCCUUCUCGUUCAAGUUUGGUCGGUGAGGCCCCAUGAUCAACUCCUAAACAAAAAUAUAUUCAUCUUAGCCGGACAGAGCAACAUGGCCGGACGUGGAGGCGUCGUUGAUGAAACUAUCACCGGCGCCGCUGCCACCUGGGACGGCAUCGUACCUCCCCAGUGCAAACCCAGCCGCUCCAUUCUCCGACUCAGCGCAAACCUCACAUGGGUUUUAGCGCAUGAGCCUCUGCAUGCGGACAUUGAUGUCAAGAAGACAGUUGGGGUUGGACCAGGCAUGGCUUUUGCCAACGCAGUCUUGGCCAAAGACGCCACCUUUGGGGUCAUUGGCCUGGUGCCUUGCGCGGUCGGUGGGACUAAGAUAAGAGAGUGGGGUAAGGGGACUUUCCUUUACAAACAGUUGAUGAGGAGGGCUCGGUCUUCGUUGCAAGAUGGUGGCACUAUUCAAGCGCUUCUCUGGUAUCAAGGCGAGAGCGACACAGUGACAAAAGAAGAUACCGAGUAUAAGAGAAAGCUGGAGAGGUUUUUCAUGGACUUUCGGGAUGAUUUGCAGUCUCCUUUGCUCCCAAUAAUCCAGGUGGCUCUGGCGUCAGGUUCAGGACCUUUUAUAAAGAUUGUUAGAGAAGCUCAGUUGGGAAUUGAUCUCUUGAACCUGCGAACAGUGGACGCCAAGGGUCUGUCACUUGAGCCGGAUGGUCUGCACCUAACCACGCGAGCCCAGGUUCGACUAGGCAAGAUGUUGGCUGACUCAUUCCUUCAUUUCUUACCCACUUCCCCCAUCCUCACCCCCACUCACACUAGUAGUACUGGUCCUCCUAUAAGGUGUUCCAACUUUAUUUUUUACAUUUUUUUGUUAGCUCUUCUAUUAAGAUGCAUCAGGAUGAUCCUAGGAAAUUAAAAACCAGGUUGAAAGAUGUUUAACAUGUACACUUUUAGUCUGUUAGUGUAUUACUUCGAAUUGGGUAUAGAAAAGUGAUGAAUGAAGAUUCUGGAAAAAAAGUUCUUGUUCUUUUGAAUGAUUGUAAGAGACUCCCUUUAUAGCACUGACCAGUUUUUUAAGAAUAUAGGCUCAUAACUAGAACUUUCCUUGAGUCAUUCCAGUUACCUCUGAAUAGGUUGUUCUUUCUUAAAAGGUAAUAUAUCGGAAAAUGUAAACAGGGCACAUGUUUCUGAUUCUGUUUAAGCCAUGUGCAUGAGCCUGGUAUUAUCAUAGAUAAUGUCGGAGUACU
This is a messenger RNA of Carya illinoinensis, 1505 nucleotides long. RefSeq names its product probable carbohydrate esterase At4g34215. The coding region runs from base 257 to 1174 and encodes 305 amino acids. The record is from RefSeq and is a predicted model, not a curated record. NCBI's taxonomy places the organism in Eukaryota, Viridiplantae, Streptophyta, Magnoliopsida, Fagales, Juglandaceae. The transcript is spliced from 2 exons.